This is a messenger RNA of Engraulis encrasicolus (European anchovy), 668 nucleotides long. RefSeq names its product histone H2B 1/2-like. Gene Ontology annotation, molecular function: protein heterodimerization activity; DNA binding; structural constituent of chromatin. The record is from RefSeq and is a predicted model, not a curated record. Lineage: Eukaryota; Metazoa; Chordata; Actinopteri; Clupeiformes; Engraulidae. The coding region runs from base 294 to 668 and encodes 124 amino acids. Gene Ontology annotation, cellular component: nucleosome. The transcript has a single exon.
CCCUGAAAGCGCAGUUGUUCUUGUUUCAGUGUUUUCUAUUGCGUGAGACGCGUUAUUUCUUUGUGUUUUUCUGUUACUGAAAGAAUAUUAUGUUCAAAGGAAGGCUGUGUACGUGAGCGGAAUGUCAACGCUACAGAGCACCGCCCCUUGCGGUCUGAAGUAGCCAAUCGGCAUUCGUUUUAGUCGUAGCGUUCUAGUAGGUCAGAUCACAGUUACUCAUUUGCAUAUGGAAUCGUAUAAAUACCCUGCCUCCAUUAGUGACACCAUUCCGUCUCACCACUAAAACGAUAAUUAUGCCGGAGCCAGCUAAGUCUGCACCCAAAAAGGGGUCUAAGAAAGCCGUGUCGAAGACAGCAGGCAAAGGUGGAAAGAAGCGCAAGAGGACUAGGAGGGAGAGUUACGCCAUUUAUGUCUACAAGGUCUUGAAGCAGGUCCACCCCGAUACCGGCAUCUCCUCUAAAGCGAUGAGCAUUAUGAACUCCUUCGUGAAUGACAUCUUUGAGCGUAUCGGAGGAGAAGCUUCCCGCCUAGCCCAUUACAACAAGAGAUCCACCAUCUCCUCCCGGGAGAUCCAGACCGCAGUGCGUCUGCUUCUGCCCGGUGAGCUUGCGAAGCACGCCGUGUCCGAGGGAACCAAGGCUGUGACAAAGUACACCAGCUCCAAGUAA